CCUCGCAGUUUUUCUGACAAAAAUCUAAAUCGCCGUCUACUUGACUAUUAGGGAGAUUUUUCAUAACGAGGUUCACAUUCAAAAGCGCUUGCUUUUCACUCAUGAAUUUAACAUUUGCGAACCUUGCAUUCUCAGUUGCGUUGGAAUGUCUGUAGUUUACAAAAUCUCAUACACGAGUUCAAGUUACUAGUUCACAAAACAAUACUACAGUGAACAUUACAUUUUCACGGCGGCAAGGUCAAGUAACUUUCAUGAUAAACUUUGUAAGUUUUCUAUACACAAACGCGCGCGCGCGCGCGCGCGUGUGUGUGUGUGUGUGUGUGGAUAUGCAUUUAUGUAUAAACAGAUAGAUUGGGAGAUGAAUACACACAUAUUCGUCUGUUUUCUUUUCUACGUUAUUUUGUUUAAUGUUUACGUGUACGUUCGCGGGCACGCGUAUGUGUGUUUUGUUCUUUCAGCAUGGGGAGGAAACUAAGCUGUUUCAGCCUGUUCGCUGUGAUAACGGCGUUGGUGACCUUGAACGCUCUCAGAGGCGCCCCCCUUUGGCACUUGGAGAAGAACUUCCUCGAAGUCAGCUCUCACGGCGAGGAAAACGACAUAUAUUACUCGAGCAGUUCCGAAAGAAAUGCGAAUUAUGGGGGCGAGGACGACGAUCACUGGGAGGUCAUUGAACCGACAGGAGAAGAGGAAGGAAAACUGGAAGAACGAAUGGGCGAGGGAGAAUCAGUUGAGGAAGAAACAACAAAAGGGGAAAAAGGAAAGGAAGGGAUAACAGAAGGGGAAGCAAAGGAAGGCGAAGAGACGAAGGAACACCAGCCACAGAACACGAAGAAGCAGAAGGUUAUCUUACUGUGGACUAGUUGGCGAAGUGGUUCAACUUUCUUGGGAGAAUUACUGAGGAGGGUGUCCAACAAGACGUUUUAUAGCUACGAGCCCCUCCAUAUGUACCAUAUCAACGUCUUCGACAAGAAAGAAAACGACGAUACCCUUAUACCUCCUGUGGUCCUCCUUCGAGACCUCCUGUCGUGCAACUUCGAAGCUCACUCGAACCUCGUGAAGUACCAGAAGAAGAAACGUUGGUACUUGCUCGCCAACAAGUACCUUGGGAAGACUUGCAGGAGAAGAGGACACCUCGGGAUGAAGGUAGAUUGCUCCAGCCCGCUAUACGUGGGUGGGAUGUGUCGAUCGGCAAACGUGCAUCUGAUUAAGGUCCUCCGCCUGAGCCUUCGCUGGGCAAGAACUUUCCUGGAGAAUAAAAGCCUUGAUUUCCAAAUCUUGUACCUGGCUCGCGAUCCCCGGGCUGUUUUAAGCUCACGAACUAAACUAAAGUGGUGCAACACCCCGAUGUGCAGGAACCCGAAUGUCACUUGCUCCCACUUGGCUGGGGACCUGGCAGAAGCAUCAGGUCUUCAGAGGGAAUUUCCAGAGAGAUUCAAGUUCUUACACUACGACAAAAUCUGCCAGGACAUGACCACCAGCCUGGCAGACAUAAUGAACUUCCUGGGCCUUCCUGUGCAGCAAGAACAGAUCGACCUCCUGAAGUUCAAGGAGACCUCGGACAAAAAAUUCUCAAUAUUCAAGAACAGCCUCCUCCAGGCCCAACUCUGGCGCAGCAACACGCCUUUCCAGGGGAUCGUGCAGCCCGUCCAGAAUUCCUGCGAAUCUUCUCUGGAGAAGCUGGGUCUGAGGAUCUUCCAGACGGAGAAGGAGUUACUCGAUCUCAGUGUCCCGGUGCUCGAGAGGCCCUCGAAGCUGUAGGGUGUGUGUGUGUGUGUGUGUGU
This is a messenger RNA of Penaeus chinensis, 1781 nucleotides long. RefSeq names its product carbohydrate sulfotransferase 6-like. Lineage: Eukaryota; Metazoa; Arthropoda; Malacostraca; Decapoda; Penaeidae. The record is from RefSeq and is a predicted model, not a curated record. Gene Ontology annotation, biological process: N-acetylglucosamine metabolic process; sulfur compound metabolic process. Gene Ontology annotation, molecular function: N-acetylglucosamine 6-O-sulfotransferase activity. The coding region runs from base 460 to 1758 and encodes 432 amino acids. The transcript has 5 exons.